AUGGCUAGGAAGUGGAAGAAACUUGCUGCCAUAGGGAGGAAAAGAAUUUAUUUUACCAGGAGCAAUGCAGAAGGUUGCAAUUCACUGACUUUGGCUGAUGAAGGUUGUUUUGUUAUCUACAGCAUCGAUAGGAGGCACUUUAUGAUACCCUUGGUGUACCUCAGCAGUCAUAUUUUCCAGAAGCUUCUCGAGAUGUCCGAAGAAGAGUACGGACUAUCUAGGUCUGGGCCAAUUGUAAUGCCUUGCGAUUCAGUCCUCUUGGAAAACAUACUCACGCUCAUCGAACGAGGUGUAUCUAACAGUUCAGAGAAAACCCUGCUUGAUGCCUUGUCUUCGUCCUGCAAUAUCCAACAGUCGGCUGUUCCUCUUUGCUGA
Molecule: messenger RNA, 375 nt
Organism: Eucalyptus grandis
Lineage: Eukaryota; Viridiplantae; Streptophyta; Magnoliopsida; Myrtales; Myrtaceae
Product: auxin-responsive protein SAUR67
Exons: 1
Coding region: 1-375 (124 amino acids)
Biological process (GO): response to auxin
Source: RefSeq, a predicted model, not a curated record